CUCUCUCUCUCUCUCUCGCUCAGCCCAAAAGGGAAACUUGUCCGAAGAUUAAGGUUUAGAGGAGAAGAUGAGAUUGGCACGUCAUAUCCCAAUCAGAUGCAAGCUGAAGCUAUACGUAUCUGUUUAUGUAUAAUAUAAACACGCAUGUUUUGUUGUUUACGAUCGUCGUAGUCGUUUUUCCUUCUCGAUCGUCUUCUCUGUUGCUAUCGUCGCAGCCAUGCAUAGAUUUCUCGUAAGAGUCUCCUCCGCUUCCAAUCCCCUGAAAAACUCGAGGAACCGGAGAGCAAUUUCGCCUCCAUUGGGUUCAUCAAGCUCUUCAGAUCCCUUUACUGCUUCUGGAUGUGCUCCGAAACGGACGAGCUGUACUUACCGGUGGGGUUCUCCAAUUGGGUACCCUUAUUCCACCCAUUUGUUUCGAAAUUUACAAACUUUAAGCUCUCAGAUCCGCUUCCAUGGCGGUUCCUCAUCUGGGUAUUGGACAAAAGUUAACAAUUCGAGGAAUUUUGGGUUAAACGGAAGUGGGUCUGUCCGGAAUCUCAGUAAUGGAUCAGGAAGAGAGUCAAUAGAGUACGACGUUGUGAUUGUCGGAGCUGGACCGGCCGGAUUGUCUGCUGCUAUACGUUUGAAACAAUUGUGCCAAGAAAAGAAUGCUGAUUUAUCAGUAUGUGUCGUUGAGAAAGGUGCAGAAGUAGGAGCACAUAUCCUAUCUGGAAAUGUUUUCGAACCUCGAGCUCUGGAUGAACUUCUCCCGCAAUGGAGGCAAGAACAGGCACCCAUUCAAGUCCCUGCUUCUUCAGAUAAAUUUUGGUUUCUGACAAAGGACCGUGCGCUCUCACUUCCUUCUCCUUUUGAUAACAGAGGAAACUAUGUUAUUAGUUUGAGCCAAUUAGCGCGAUGGCUGGGAGGAAAGGCUGAAGAACUGGGGACGGAGAUAUACCCUGGUUUUGCUGCCAGUGAGGUGUUGUUUGAUGCGAAUGACAAUGUUGUUGGGAUUGGAACCAAAGAUAUGGGAAUAGCCAAGGAUGGUUCCAAGAAGGAGAAUUUUCAGCCAGGUGUUAACAUAAAAGGUCGAGUCACACUAAUUGCAGAGGGAUGCCGAGGAUCAUUGUCUGAAAAAAUAAUAAAGAAGUAUAAACUACGAGAAGAGGUGCACGCCCAACAUCAGACCUAUGCUUUGGGAAUCAAAGAGGUCUGGGAAGUAGAUGAAAAUAAGCAUAAGCCCGGAGAAGUUCUUCACACACUGGGUUGGCCCUUGGAUCAAAAGACAUAUGGUGGUUCUUUUAUGUACCAUAUGAGUGAUAGACAGGUUGCUAUCGGCUUUGUAGUUGCCUUGAAUUACCACAACCCUUUCUUGAACCCUUACGAGGAAUUUCAGAAACUCAAACACCAUCCUGCCAUUAAAGCUACCUUGGAAGGUGGUAGUGUGCUUCAGUAUGGAGCUCGCACUUUAAAUGAAGGCGGCUUUCAGUCCAUUCCAUAUCCAGUUUUUCCUGGAGGAGCAAUAAUUGGAUGCUCGGCCGGCUUUCUGAACGUUCCCAAGAUAAAGGGAACUCACACUGCAAUGAAAUCAGGAAUGCUAGCAGCUGAAGCUGCAUUCAGUGCGAUUCAUGAAGGUCUGAACAUGAACACAUAUUGGGACAACUUGAGGAAUUCAUGGGUGUGGAAAGAGCUUUACGCAGCUCGGAACUAUCGACCUGCAUUUGAGUACGGGCUACUCCCGGGAUUGGCCAUAAGCGCUGCCGAACACUACUUACUGAGAGGAAAGGCUCCUUUCACUCUCAAACACGGGAAGCCAGAUCAUGAAGCAACAAAUCUUGCUCGGCUACACACUCCUAUUGAGUAUCCAAAACCCGAUGGCCUUUUGUCCUUCGACAUGGCAAACUCUUUAUACAGAAGUAACACCAAUCAUGAUCAUGACCAACCUUCUCAUCUGCGCUUGAGGGAUCCCAAGAUUCCCGAAAACGUCAACUUGCCUGACUAUGCUGCACCAGAGUCACGUUACUGCCCUGCCCGUGUAUACGAGUAUGUGGCUGAUGAAGAGGGUAAGCCGAGGCUGCAUAUCAACGCGCAGAACUGUUUACACUGCAAGGCAUGUGACAUCAAAGACCCAAAGCAGAACAUUGAGUGGACAGUGCCUGGAGGCGGUGGAGGCCCUUCUUAUUCCCUUAUAUUUCCCCGUGGGCCACACUCGAUCAGGGUCUAGUGAGGGUUGGAUACCCAAGCUUCAUGUAUUCGGUCGAUGAGACAGGUAAGGAAGGACGAAAAAGAAAUGAUGUGAUAAAAGAGGGUGAAGUAACGAUGGGGCGACAUAAAAAUGGCCAAGGUUGCAAGGCCUCGAGAAAAGAGGGGGCAAGAUCGCGAAAACGGAGAAGAAAGAUAUCCAUAGAAAAUGACUGAAGGCGAAGGCAGAGACGAGACAAGCAAUGAGGUAUCGAUCUCGGAGGCGUGGGGAAUGGGAUGAACUCUCUCUCUCCCUCUAGAAGUGAAACCUUAAUUUUAAAAUGCGGGACUAGUUAGCAUCUACUGACCACCGAGUUACUGACCUCACGGCCUCACACCCCUCACCCUCUCUCCCUCUCCUUUCGGCUCGGUUUACCCAUGGGUACGGGUACUCGCUGGCCAAAACCCAAAUCCGAACCCCAAAGGGUCCCACCGAUGAGAGACCCAUGCUCAUUCUCUCCCCGCCCGAAUACCUGAAUUUCGGAUACCCCUAAACACAUGCUGAUUUCUUAUGGUAGGUCGUUUUGUUCGCAACGCAUGUAAUAAAGUCAUUAAGGCAAAUGCCCAAAUGCAAAAUUCUUACGACGGCCCUGACUUGAUACAUGAACUAGCAGUCAUCAUCAUGGCAUGAUUCGCCCGAUGAUUCAUUAAUGAAUCAAUAUGGUCACAGAAGCUCGAUAUGAGACAAAACAGGCUUUCAAGUAUUCAUGUCUCUAUCAUGUUGCCGUGAAUUUUUUUUCUCUCUUUGAAGAAUUUUGUUAACCUCUACAAGAGUUGGAUAAACCUAAUCACAGCACAAACACACACUAGCGACCGAAGACAGAUGCUUUACAAGUGCAUUUCUAGUUUCCACACAUAAGCAAAUGGGUGGUUUUACAAUUGUGUGAAUACCCAUGAAAAUUUCAUUAGCAUAAACUCCAUGACAACUAACACAAAGCAAAUCAAGCCACAUGCAGGCAGGCUGGCAGGGUAAAAUAUAUGCACAGAAGUUGCAGGAAGACGCACAGAAUAUACAACGCAAUCCUAACCUUCACAUGCUUUCAUGGCGUCUAUCAGAAAAUGCACACUUAAAGCUUCUAAUACUACAACAGAAGAU
Tarenaya hassleriana is the source of this 3316-nucleotide messenger RNA. RefSeq names its product electron transfer flavoprotein-ubiquinone oxidoreductase, mitochondrial. Bases 218 to 2203 code for a protein of 661 amino acids. NCBI's taxonomy places the organism in Eukaryota, Viridiplantae, Streptophyta, Magnoliopsida, Brassicales, Cleomaceae. Gene Ontology annotation, molecular function: electron-transferring-flavoprotein dehydrogenase activity; iron-sulfur cluster binding. Gene Ontology annotation, cellular component: mitochondrial inner membrane. The record is from RefSeq and is a predicted model, not a curated record. Gene Ontology annotation, biological process: electron transport chain. The transcript has 19 exons.